Messenger RNA from Homalodisca vitripennis (glassy-winged sharpshooter), 1057 nucleotides. RefSeq names its product helix-loop-helix protein 13-like. Gene Ontology annotation, biological process: developmental process; regulation of transcription by RNA polymerase II. NCBI's taxonomy places the organism in Eukaryota, Metazoa, Arthropoda, Insecta, Hemiptera, Cicadellidae. Gene Ontology annotation, molecular function: protein dimerization activity; RNA polymerase II transcription regulatory region sequence-specific DNA binding; DNA-binding transcription factor activity, RNA polymerase II-specific. Bases 129 to 887 code for a protein of 252 amino acids. The transcript is spliced from 5 exons. The record is from RefSeq and is a predicted model, not a curated record.
UCAAAACCUGAACCUAAUUUCGUUCCGUCCGGGUUGUACUCCUUGUUUUAUUAUACGUUUUCGUUUGUGUGUUGACAAAGUUGGUGGUGGAAAUGCUUGUCCAGUGCGAGUGACGAGUGAGGGCUGAGAUGGCAGGUCCCGACAUGCUGUUCAACUACCGACACGCAGACAGACCCACCAGGUCCCGGGUGGUCACCUCUACUGCAGACUCUAGCUCCUCACCGCCUGCGCCCACACCCCUGUGUCUCAAUUCCCACAAGGUGGCCAGCCUGGUACAGUACAACGGCUACUCAGAGCUAAGCGAGGAAGAGCCCGUGGACUUGCCCAGCUGUGUGUACGCCUCCAGGAACAUGCUCUCUCCCGCAAACUGCAGCCAUUUGCCGGCAUACUUGUCGCUGACAACCCAGGAUGAGGCGCACGACGGACUGGGCUGUGACGACGGCUACUACCCCAGCGGCAGUCCGUACCGUGUCCAGCGGCAGGCUGCCAACAUACGCGAGCGAAAGAGGAUGCUCAGGUCAGACCCGAGACCCAGGGCCCCUGUUGAGCGACCUCCGGUCAAAAUCAGCAUCAACUCGGCAUUCGACGAGCUGAGGAGCCACGUGCCCACAUUUCCGUACGAGAAACGUCUGAGCAAGAUCGACACGUUACGGCUGGCCAUCGCUUACAUCGCGCUGCUGAAGGAGGUGCUGACGGCGGACUGUGAUCCUCUCACGUAUGUCGAGAAGUGUCUGCGGGGCGAGAAGCAGGUGGAAAGGGCUGAGUGGAACACCAGUGAUCUAACAGCUCGGCUGUCCUGGAUCAACUGGGAAAACCUUGGAGUGAACCCAAACAGACGAAGUGUCUUGACUACGUUAGCUCUCACCACAGACACACUCAACACCUAGUGUGGGGGCCGCCACCAUAGAGUAACAAAUUAUAUCUUCGUUACUCUAUGCCACCAUAACAGUUGGCAUUGUGUUCUAGUCGCUGUGCAAUACCGCCUCACCCACCCAUUGUUGUUAUCCCUGUUGUUGUAUCAUUUGUUUUAAAUUUAAAUAUACUAACCUUUAUUCCA